Molecule: messenger RNA, 964 nt
Organism: Aspergillus campestris IBT 28561
Lineage: Eukaryota; Fungi; Ascomycota; Eurotiomycetes; Eurotiales; Aspergillaceae
Product: PaaI family thioesterase
Exons: 2
Coding region: 163-792 (209 amino acids)
Source: RefSeq, a predicted model, not a curated record
AGCAUUGUGCUCACUCAGCCGACUACACCAGCCUCAAGCAUAACCCCCCCUCCCACACCCAAACCGCGAUCCCGUUUCCGCCGCUUCAUCGGCUUCACCUCGAUCGCCGUCCUCGCCUUCUCCGCCGGCCUAGCCUACCAGACGCAAAAGACCGUCUCGCGCAUGAUGACAGUCGCCGUCGUCCCCACCGACGAAGACACCCUCAACGGGUUCCACCCGGUCGACGACUUCACCCAGCAAGUCGACGAGCACAUCCGCACCCACCCACUAGCAGAGUCAUUGCGGAAGAACCCCGCCUUCAAGGAAUCGCGUCCACACCUGAAGAUCCCGGAGGAACUGCGCGCACGCAGUCUCACGGCAGGCACGCUCGCACGACCCGACGGCAUCACCGUCCCGCCUUACAUCUUCUGCGAGGCGGGUGGCAAGAGCCUCGUUUCCAUCUUCUACCUGGGGUCCAGUGUUUCAGGACACCCCGGUAUCGUGCACGGCGGCCUGCUGGCCACGCUGCUGGAUGAGGGCCUCGCCCGUUGCUGUUUCCCGGCCUUGCCGAACCAGGUCGGCGUCACGGCGAACCUGAAUAUCGAUUACCGCCGGCCUGCGAUGGCGGGUACCUACCACGUUCUGCGGGCAGAGACGGUGAGGGUUGAGGGCCGCAAGGCUUGGGUGGAGGGUCGGAUUGAGACGCUGCCUGAGGAGGGGCAGGAGCCGAUCGUUUUGGCGGAGGCGAAGGCUCUGUUUGUGGAGCCUAAGCAAGCUGCGGCUAUGGCCGCUCUCUCCAAGAUGGCCAAUUGAUUAUGUGAAUAGAUGAGCUGCAUGGGGUCUCAUGAUGGAGACCGAUAUACAUGUUCGUCGUUGGAUUAGACUUGACGAUAGACAUGGUUGUAUAGGUCUACGGUCUAUAUUUUGAAGAUACGAUCUUUUUAUUAUCUGUACAUACUUGUUAGAGAUGCAUCAUAUUAUACAU